Messenger RNA from Triticum dicoccoides, 1229 nucleotides. RefSeq names its product ribosomal RNA processing protein 36 homolog. Lineage: Eukaryota; Viridiplantae; Streptophyta; Magnoliopsida; Poales; Poaceae. Gene Ontology annotation, cellular component: 90S preribosome; nucleolus. The record is from RefSeq and is a predicted model, not a curated record. The coding region runs from base 84 to 923 and encodes 279 amino acids. Gene Ontology annotation, biological process: maturation of SSU-rRNA from tricistronic rRNA transcript (SSU-rRNA, 5.8S rRNA, LSU-rRNA). The transcript is spliced from 9 exons.
ACUCGUGUUCCGGCCAGACCCUAAAACACGUUAGACGAACACUGAGACCUGCCGCCGCCGCCGAAGCCACGCCGGCCGCCUCCAUGAAAGGCCGCAGCAGCCACCGCGGGACCGCUCCCACCUCCGCCGCGGCCUCGACUUCCAGCAAGCGCGACCCCGAAGACGAGCCCGUCUCAGACUCCGAGGAAUCGGUCGACGAGGAGCAGGAUGUCUCCUCGUCGUUGGGGUCGGAUUCGGAGUCGGAGAACGACCAGUUAGCGGAGCGGGAGCGGAAGCUGGAGCGCGUGCUCGCCGACGUGCCCUUCGGCGAGCUGCAGCGCGCGCGUGCUGACGGGUCGCUCGCGGCGCGGGGUGUUUCUGCUGCCGCCGCGGCCCAGAAGAAGGCUCGCAGGGAGAGCAGGAAGAGGCCCAUGGAGAUUAGCACGAAUGUGCGGCCGCCUAGACUCAGGGAGGUGAUUCAGGUUCCCAAGAAGGUUGUAAGGGAUCCAAGAUUUGAACCUGUAUAUGGAGCUGUUGAUAAAGAAGGGUUCAGGAAAAGAUACAAUUUCUUAUUCGAUCAUGAUCUGCCUGCAGAAAAAGAGAAACUCCAAAAGUCGAUUAAGAAAUUGAAGGAUCCUAAUGCCAUUGAAGAAGCAAAGAAUCAAAUCACCUGGAUUGAUAAGCAGUUGAGGUCUAAUCCUCAGAAGAACGUUGAAUCAGAAAUUCUGCGUGGACAUAUUAAGAAAGAGAGGGAAGCAGCAAAGGCCGGAAAACGACCAUAUUAUCUGAAGAAAUCUGAAAUUCGUGAAAGGAAGUUGAUGGACAAGUACAAUGAGCUCAAGGAGACGGGAAAGCUUGAUUCCUUUAUGGAGAAGCGACGCAAGAAGAAUGCAUCCAAAGAUCAUCGCUUCAUGCCAUACCGAAGGGAUGGGGGUGGUGCAUAACAAUGCCCCUACAGCAGCUUUUCGGGUGAUUCUGGCUAGCCUAUCCUCUGCUCACAGAGUUGUUGUAGCAGCGCUCUCUACUAUCCUGUUGUUGCCCUAGUGUCCCAGAUAUUUAUCAGCAACCGCGAGUUGAAGCUAACCCAUGGACCAUAUAUUUAUUGUUGAGCUCUGGUUGCUGGCAGCAACAAGCAAUUGUAAACCCAAACCAUGGAGAUAAUAUUUUGUUUCAUCUACUGCUUCAAUUGAUGCCAGUCUUUCUGUGUAAUCAAGGAGUAAAGUACACUUGCUUGUUGCAACUGAACAAUA